Molecule: messenger RNA, 1785 nt
Organism: Sclerotinia sclerotiorum 1980 UF-70
Lineage: Eukaryota; Fungi; Ascomycota; Leotiomycetes; Helotiales; Sclerotiniaceae
Exons: 4
Coding region: 1-1785 (594 amino acids)
Biological process (GO): regulation of transcription by RNA polymerase II; cell differentiation
Molecular function (GO): DNA-binding transcription factor activity, RNA polymerase II-specific; RNA polymerase II cis-regulatory region sequence-specific DNA binding
Source: RefSeq, a predicted model, not a curated record
AUGCCUCCACCCCUUCCUGAACCUCAUGUUCAAACCGAUUUUAACCCUCUACCUAAAUCUAUUGAUCCUCAAAUCCAAUCUCAACUUGAACUCCAAGCCAAUCCUGGACCUGAAACAUCUAUCUGUUCAAACGCUAACGAGCGAGCGGCGCCGGCCAACUCUUCCCACGAUUUCACCGCAACUGUUCCUCUGAAAGAGGAGAUUCUUGAUCAUGAAGGGAAAUUGGAGGGCGGGAAGCAGAAAAGGAAACGGACUAGCCCGGAAGACCAGGCAUUCCUGGAAGCCCAAUACAAGGAAAAUCCGAAGCCAAAUAAAGCAGCGCGUGCGGAAAUCGUCAAGAGUGUUAGGUUAAAUGAGAAAGAGGUACAGAUAUGGUUUCAAAAUCGUCGCCAAAUCAAUCGAAGAAAGUCGCGCCCACUUCUCCCACAUGAGAUUGCAGCUUUUGGUCUUGGUAUAAAUCCUCUGUCUUCUGAUCCUGCAUCCGCAGUCAGCUAUAGUAGCAGCCAGGAAACAGAGGAGCAAAACGAGCCUUUUCCGCCACACGAGCCGUUGGACACAGCCGAUAACGAGGAGGAGGCUAUACUUGCACGGGACGUUCAAUCACCGCCGCCACGUGAAACUACUCCAAAGAUUAAACCUACAGAAACAACUGCGGAAAGGGCUGAAGAUUCAAAAAUGGAAAUCAAACCCAAUACUCUUGUCUCAGAGACAUCCACGAAUGAAACUCGCUCUCAAUCUGUUUCAGAAGCCUUGUCCCAAUCCUUUUCCGCCACACCUGGAUAUUUGGCCAAUCGAUGGAAUAACGUGAACCUGUUUUCAACCCCUGUUGCUGCUCAAAGUGUUAUGUUCACAACUCCCGCCAUUUCUCGACCAGUUUUCCCAUCAUCUUGUCCCGAGAGGAUUACAACAGAUACAACCCCUAAAUCUCGUGUGCGUCUCUCAACUGGCCUCGAUGGUAGAGCAGAAUUAGUCGAAGGAGAAAUCACCCCUCCGCGCCCACAUGCUGAACGGCCUGUCUCAUCUUUGUCAAGUGUCAUUCCGCUAAAGCGCAUGCGUAGCUUACAACGUAGCCGCAGUGCUUUGCCUCUCGGAUCUUCAUCUUUCGGUGGCCCUUUUAUGCCUCGUUUACCAAGUGGCCGCUCGCGUGAUGCACGAACUUGGGAAUUCUGCGCUGAAGGAGAACCUCGUGAUGAGCUCACAACUCAGGCUGAAAAUGAGUCCAAUGGUUCAGCGAUUGCGGCUAUCAGUCUUAUCCGCUCGACCAGUGGCGGUGCUUUGAAAUCCAACCCUAGCAAACGAAAUACGCAAUCUCGAUCGAAUCCGCAAGGAAAAAGGCCCAAGAUGGGUCGUGCUUCAUCAAGUGUUGCGAGAAUGCAGAACGGAGUCAAGAAACAGAGACAGCCUACUAAUGAUAAAGAUCCAUCAACGAGAUCUCCAUCAGGGGACUCGGACAAGGAGAAUUGGUUACCAUAUCAAAACGGCGUAAACCCGUGUCGACGACCUGCUCAUAUUAGAAAAGAGAUUGAGAUACAACCGAAAGGAAUCCUCCAAGAAAAUCUCAAAAUCCCUACUCAUGCAGACUUUGGUGUUAAUGGAAAUAAAAGAAGAAAGAGCGCACAUGCUGAAUCUCAGGUUUACGAGGAUACAGAAACUAGAGUAGAGACCCCAAAAGUCCCUGAUGAUGAUGUUACGCGUUUUAUGCGAGGCUCGGCGAGCCCGAGUAAGAAGGAUGAUGUCGACUGUAUACAAGGACUUCUAUCACUGAGCCAAGGGAAUUGGCGGUAA